ACAUGUGUUUCUGUUUUGUAUUGUAGCAUUUGUUCUGGAGGCUCAUAUUUACAUUUUAAGUGCAUCUGGUGGGUGGGCGCUAAGGGAGGAAAGGGAAAAAAAAAAAAAAAUUUACCUCCUUUUUUCUGCAACAGGAAACACCACCAAAAAUAUUGCAAAGGCCCCGAGUUGUUGCUUUCUUUAUGCUGCACCCUUCGCCCUAAAACCAGGCGCCAUGCCCCGGAGGAAAGCGGCGGGGCCGCCCUGGGACACGGGCCCGGGCAACGGGGCGGCGGCGGCGGGGAGGAGGAGGAGGCCCGGCCCGGCGACGGCCGGGGGGAGGCGGAGGCCGCGGCCCGAUCGCGGUGGAGGGAGCAGCGGAGGAAGCAGCGAGGAAGAAGCGCCCCGAGAACGGCGGCCGCGGGACGGCAGCCCCGGAGGGAGGAGACCGGGCAGAGCCGGAGGAACCGGGAGUGGGGGAGUCGGUGGAACCGGUGGAGGAGGAGGAGGAGGAGGAGGAGGAGGAGGCGGCGCGGCGAGGGGACAGAGCGUCGUGAUCUGCGAGCCCGAGCACAGCAAGGAGCGCAUCAAACUCGAGGGCUCCAAGUGCCGGGGGCAGCUCCUCAUCUUCGGAGCCACCAACUGGGACCUGAUCGGCCGCAAAGAAGUGCCUAAGCAGCAAGUUGCAUAUCGGAAUCUGGGCCAGAAUUUGUGGGGGCCGCACAGGUACGGGUGUCUCUCAGGUAUUCAGGUGCGGAGCGUGGUGUCGGGACCCUGCGCCGCUCACAGCCUGCUCAUCACCGCCGAGGGCAAGCUCUGGAGCUGGGGGCGCAAUGAAAAGGGGCAGCUGGGCCACGGGGACACGAAGAGGGUGGAAGCCCCGAAGCUCAUCGAGGUGCUGGGGGGCGAAGCCAUCGUGGUGGCAGCCUGCGGCCGGAACCACACGCUGGCGCUUACAGAGAGUGGUUCGGUGUUCGCUUUCGGGGAGAAUAAAAUGGGGCAGCUGGGGCUGGGGAAUCAGACGGACGCUGUGCCCAGCCCUACGCAGAUCAUGUACAACGGGCAGCCCAUCACCAAACUGGCCUGCGGGGCCGAAUUCAGCAUGAUCAUGGAUUGCAAAGGAAACCUCUACUCCUUCGGGUGCCCCGAGUACGGGCAGCUGGGGCAUAAUUCGGAUGGGAAAUUCAUCGCCCGGGCGCAGCGGAUAGAGUACGACUGCGAGCUGGUGCCGCGUCGCGUGGCCAUCUUCAUCGAGAAGACCAAAGAUGGGCAGAUCCUGCCCGUCCCCAACGUGGUGGUGCGGGACGUGGCGUGCGGGGCCAACCACACGCUGGUCCUGGACUCGCAGAAGCGCGUUUUUUCCUGGGGAUUUGGGGGUUACGGGCGGCUGGGCCACGCCGAGCAGAAGGACGAGAUGGUGCCUCGGCUGGUGAAGCUCUUCGACUUCCCGGGCCGCGGGGCGGCGCAGAUCUACGCCGGUUACACGUGCUCCUUCGCCGUCAGCGAGACAGGCGGCUUGUUUUUUUGGGGUGCCACUAACACUUCCCGGGAGUCCACCAUGUACCCCAAAGCCGUGCAGGACCUCUGCGGCUGGAAAAUCCGCAGCCUGGCCUGUGGGAAGAGCAGCAUCAUCGUGGCGGCGGAUGAGAGCACCAUCAGCUGGGGACCCUCGCCCACCUUCGGGGAGCUGGGUUACGGGGACCACAAGCCCAAAUCCUCGACGGCCGCCCAAGAGGUGAAGACCCUGGAUGGGAUCUACACGGAGCAGGUGGCCAUGGGCUACGCCCAUUCGCUCGUGAUCGCCCGCGACGAGACCGACGCCGAAAAAGAGAAGCUCCGCAAGCUGCCCGAAUACAACCCCCGCACCAUCUGAGGGGCUCCCCCCUCCCCGCCGGGACCCGGGGUCCCCCCCAAACCCCGCUUUUCCAAGCCAGCCGCGGUUUUAACUACCUGUUCUCCCAUUUCCAAAGCCCUGGGGGGGGGUUAUUCCCCCACACCCCCCCCACGGCUUUUUGAGUUCCCGACCGUAGCAGGAUCUUUUGGCACAGCCAGGCUUAUUUUUUUGGGGGGCGCUUUUUUUUUUUUUUAAUUAUUUUUAUUUUAUUUUUCCCCACAUUGGUUUUGUAUUGUUUCCCCUUUUCCCAGCUACAAAUAUCCGCGGGCUCGGGAUAAAAUCGGGGACCCGAAGAGCAGCUGCAAAAUGCCUCUUUUUUUUUUUUUGCCCCCAAUAUUCCAAUUUUUUGGUGUUUUUCCCAAAUACCUCCCGCUUUGGGUGCUAUAAUUUUGGGGGGGGUGUCGUUUCCCCCCCCCCCCAAACAUCCCUUUUCCCGGAGGGAUUCAGGAUAAAACCAUCACCCCACAUCCCCCAAGGGCCAAACCCAUCCCCAGCAUCAUUUUGGGGUUCCCCCCCCCUCCCCGCUAUCGCAGCCCUCGCCCACCCCAGGGAGAUCUCAGGUAUGAAGAGGGGGAAGCCCUAAAGCAUCAUUAAGGUGGUUUGUUGUUUCGGGUUUGGGUUUGGGUUUUUUUUUUCUUGGAAUUACUCUGAAUUUGUUUUAAUUAUUAUUAAUUAUUUCUGCCUGGUAUCAACCCAAAAUCCCUCCUACGACGUUGUGCACUGUGCUGGAGAAACGAGGUGCCUUUUUGAGCAGAGCCCAGCUCUGCCUCCACGCAACCCAAGGGUGAUUUUUUUUUUUUUUAUUUUAUUUUUUAAUUUUAGGGUUUAUUUUAAUUUUUUUUUUUUUUUUUUUUUUUUUAAAUUGUAAAGUCCUUUCCGCUCUCCUCGACGGGUCGCGCUGGGUGCUCGGGAGCGGCGUUCGCCCCCGUUCGGGGAGUUUUGCAGGUUUUUUUUUUUUUAAAAAAAAAAGGGGUGUUUUUGUUUGGUUUUGGGGGGGUUUUAUUUGC
Messenger RNA from Grus americana (Whooping crane), 2880 nucleotides. It is a transcript of the gene RCC2, whose product is annotated as regulator of chromosome condensation 2. NCBI's taxonomy places the organism in Eukaryota, Metazoa, Chordata, Aves, Gruiformes, Gruidae. The transcript has 13 exons. The record is from RefSeq and is a predicted model, not a curated record. The coding region runs from base 215 to 1852 and encodes 545 amino acids.